Molecule: messenger RNA, 1143 nt
Organism: Penicillium vulpinum
Lineage: Eukaryota; Fungi; Ascomycota; Eurotiomycetes; Eurotiales; Aspergillaceae
Exons: 2
Coding region: 1-1143 (380 amino acids)
Molecular function (GO): chitin binding
Source: RefSeq, a predicted model, not a curated record
AUGGCGUGCUUCGGCCUUAGCAACCUCGUUGCUCUCCUCGGCAUCCUCUCUGUCGCUCCGACAGCCACGUUAGGUGCAGCUGUUACCGUUGCACCUCAAGCAAGCAGUGACGGUAUCUGCUACAAGUAUGUUGUUCAGGCUGGCGAAACCUGUUCUACGAUUGCUCAAGCACACUCUAUCACCACGGCCGAUAUCGAAACCUAUAAUGCUCGAUCCUGGGCAUGGUCUGAAUGCGGACAGAUACCGCAAGGUACUUUCAUCUGCCUUAGUGCUGGAGAGCCUAUGAUGCCAGUUGCGCUUCCAAAUGCUAUUUGUGGCCCCCAGGUUCCUGGAGCAAUGCGCCCUGCUAACUGGUCCGAGCUGGGGUCUUUGAAUCCGUGUGCGGCUAAUAAAUGUUGCUCUUCUUGGGGUCUUUGUGGAACCACUUCGGAUUUUUGUACUUCUGUGGCUUAUGCCACUAUACCAUCAUCUAUAUCCACCGGCACCCAUUCCACUGAAUGGACAACAUCGAAACAGACAACCGCAUCUACUAGCACUAGCACAAGCAAAUCUGUUCAGAAACCUGUGACUAGUAGCAAGACAUCAUCUAUUAGCAACACCAUAUCGACCAGUACAAUCAAGUCUACCCCUAAAGCUACAUCAACCACCACGACCACUAGGACUACAUCCACCAGCAAAACCGCAUCGACGACGAAGUCAAACGAAUCAUCCCAAACAAAAUCAAGCACUAGCACCAGCCAAGCCCCAACUGUUAGUCUAUGGUCACUCACAAUGUACAGCAAGAAAGACUGCACUGGUGACUACUACGUACUCCAAGGACACAAUGUGGGUUACUUGAAUACUUCCUGUCUGAACCUGCACGGAGGUCUGAGUAGCAAGUACACAGACACGGGUGUUUUCUGCAAAUGGUUUACAAACGGUGGCGACUCUAACACUAAUUGUGAUGCCGGCACCCUUGAGUCGCCCCAAUCCUGGAUAGUUCAGGGAGGUCUCUGCACUGUAUCCAAUGCUAAAGACUGCAAUCAUGCUGGUGGGUACGAUAAUUCUUAUGGGAUUGACCUCAAGUACGUCAAGUCUUGUCGGAAUCGGGGCAAAUUUGAUACACCGAAGUUCCUCUCUAUGGAGUGUUACAUACCUGAAUAA